Molecule: messenger RNA, 584 nt
Organism: Adelges cooleyi (spruce gall adelgid)
Lineage: Eukaryota; Metazoa; Arthropoda; Insecta; Hemiptera; Adelgidae
Exons: 4
Coding region: 75-545 (156 amino acids)
Source: RefSeq, a predicted model, not a curated record
AGCAUUAAUACUGUAUUAGUAUUUUUUUCGAGUUCCCACUUAUCAAGUCUACCAAACUACAAAAAGUGUUUACGAUGAAGUCAAACAUGAAUCUAAUGUUAUUCGCAGUGUUCUUUGGCCUCAUUAUAUCAUUAAAUGCCACGCCCGUGACAACAGACGAAGGCGAAACAUUGAAGAAUGAAUCAAUACCAGAAUGCUUAAAAAGCCAUACUUCGCCGAUGGUAAAAUCAGUGUCUUACAGUGAUUUAAAUAAAAUGCCCACAUGUAUAUUUAAUCUUCAAAAACAUAUAAAUGAUAUAUCAGUUGAUUUAUUAAAAAAGGAUUUUGAAAGCAGUAUCCCAUUAAAAUUACAUGAAAAUUUUUUAAAAAUGGCUUCCUAUGCGAGAACCUUAAUACAAGGAAAAUGUACUACAGCAGGGCGUGAAGUUUUGUCCGAAGCAAUAAGAGAUUGUUUUGAUCCUUUUAAUGGAGAUAAACUUGAAAUAAUAAUUAAGGAAGUGGUCGACCGUUUCGUAAGAGAAGUGCAGAAUGAACCUGUAGUUUAAUAUUUAUAAAACAAAAAAGUUAACUUACAAAUUGUUAUA